Molecule: messenger RNA, 599 nt
Organism: Silurus meridionalis
Lineage: Eukaryota; Metazoa; Chordata; Actinopteri; Siluriformes; Siluridae
Product: C-type lectin lectoxin-Phi1-like
Exons: 2
Coding region: 99-599 (166 amino acids)
Source: RefSeq, a predicted model, not a curated record
AAGUAUUUGUCUGCUGUAUGAUAGUGAAAUAUCACUCUUUGAAGCAGGACUACUGAGGGAUCUUCAUCGUAAAUCUUAUUUUUUUCUGGACAUCUGAAAUGGAGCGGCAUCUUGUCAUAAUCCUGAUAUUUACAGGUCUGAUCCACUUCGUCCUGUCGGACCCUCGCAAGUACUAUUUGAUUCAGCAGCCGAAAACGUGGAACGACUCUCAGGUCUACUGCCGAGCCAAUCAUGAAGACCUGGCGGUCAUAGAAAGCGUCGAGAACGUGAUCAGAUUUCAGAGCGAUAUGAAGAAGCAAAACUUCACCUCCAGCGCUUGGAUCGGAUUGUACAGUGACGUCAACAACUGGCGCUGGUCUCUUGGAAAUGAGCCAGUUGGAAGUUCAAAAUUGUGGGCUGCAGUAUGGGGUCAACCGAACAACGCAGAAAGAAACGAAUUUUGUGUUAUAAUUGAUAAUUAUGGCUGGCUGGAUGCAACAUGUGCCCUUUUACUACGCUUUGUGUGUUUUGAUGGUGAGGAAGAAAAUGUUUCUAUUUUGUGUGUUUGUACUGUAACUGUUACUCGGCUAACUGGCUUGACAUAUACUUCAGAGCGGUAG